This is a messenger RNA of Strongylocentrotus purpuratus (purple sea urchin), 3938 nucleotides long. Its product is annotated as spermatogenesis-associated protein 20-like. The coding region runs from base 205 to 2559 and encodes 784 amino acids. The transcript has 15 exons. Gene Ontology annotation, biological process: carbohydrate metabolic process. Lineage: Eukaryota; Metazoa; Echinodermata; Echinoidea; Camarodonta; Strongylocentrotidae. The record is from RefSeq and is a predicted model, not a curated record.
AUAUGACAAGUAUCAGCUUAAAAAUGCCAGAUUUUUGUGGUACAUGUUUUUGUAGUCAAUAUAAAUCCUUCUGUGUAAAUGAUUAUCUACUAUGUGCUUGUUACUUUACUAAACUCUUGAUCUGUAAAAAUAUUGGUUUAAACAAUAUUUAAUCUAUUUAUUAUUUCCAGCUUAUUCAAGUGAUGCAGCGACUUUACCCAUCUGAUGUUGAGAACGUUAAUUGGACGGGGGAUAAGGGUAGCCAGACUCUAUCCACAUCUACCUAAGACAACACACAACACUUUGUUAACAGCACACAGCAGAGCAAAGCCUAUACUAUUGCAAGCUAGGAUGGCCUCUAGCAGUAGUGACGACCAAGCCAGUGGCAGUAUGGAGGCGGGCAACAACAGACUUGCGCAAGAGAAAUCACCCUACUUACUACAACAUGCCAGCAACCCUGUAGACUGGUAUCCUUGGGGUCAAGAAGCCUUUGAUAAAGCUAGAGUGGAAAACAAACUCAUCUUCCUUUCAGUUGGUUACUCAACAUGUCACUGGUGUCAUGUGAUGGAGAGGGAAUCCUUUGAGAACGUGGACAUUGGAAAGCUGAUGAAUGAACACUACGUCAGCAUCAAGGUGGACAGAGAGGAGAGACCAGAUGUUGAUAGGGUCUAUAUGACAUUUAUUCAAGCUACUGCCGGAGGUGGUGGUUGGCCGAUGAGCGUCUGGUUGACCCCUGACCUCAAGCCCCUGAUGGGGGGUACUUAUUUUCCCCCUCAUGACAGGUUUGGCAGACCAGGGUUUCCUACAAUUCUACAGUCAAUUGCCAGGCAGUGGGGGGGAAACAGAGAAGCCCUUGAACAGCAAAGCACUAAGAUCAUAGAAGCUCUGCAGGCAGCGGUCAAGGUCAAGUCCACCAGUGACCCUUCACCCCUAGGGACAGAGGUCAUGGAGAAGUGCUUCAAGCAACUCACAGAUAGCUUUGAUAACCAGUAUGGCGGGUUUGGAGGAGCUCCUAAAUUUCCUCAACCAGUGAAUUUCAACUUCCUGUUUAGACUGUAUUCAAGUCCCCCUGGUGAGAGUGAGAUAGGUGAGAGAGGCCUUAAGAUGUGCUUACAUACCCUGAAGAUGAUGGCUAAAGGAGGGAUACACGACCAUGUCAGUCAGGGUUUCCAUCGGUACUCCACAGAUCGUUUCUGGCAUGUACCUCACUUUGAGAAGAUGCUGUAUGAUCAGGGACAAUUAGCCGUAGCAUACCUAGAUGCGUAUCAGAUUACCAAAGAUGCUGUUUUUGCAGAUGUGGCUCGAGAUAUAUUAGAGUACGUAGGUCGAGACUUGAGCGACAAAGCAGGUGGUUUCUACAGUGCAGAGGAUGCUGACUCCCUGCCUGCAGCGGAUGAGACGCACAAGAAAGAAGGCGCCUUCUGUGUCUGGACGGACAUGGAGGUCAGGACGCAUCUGAGCGAUACGGUGGAAGGAUCCGACUUGGUCACGUUAGCAGAUGUGUUCUGCAAGCACUAUGACAUCAAAACAGGAGGCAAUGUGGACUUUGAACAGGACCCCCAUGGUGAGUUGAAGGAUCAGAACGUACUCAUAGCUCGAGGUGACGUGGCCUCCACUGCAUCGAUGCUUGGUCUGACCGAAGGGACGGUAGAGGCAGCAUUGGAGACAGCCCGGAGGACACUGCACAAGGUCAGGUUAGAGCGCCCUCGCCCUCACCUCGAUGAUAAGAUGCUCACAGCGUGGAAUGGGUUGAUGAUAUCUGGGUUUUCAAGGGCAGGGCAGGUCCUUCAAGCCCCAGAAUUCACAAAGCGAGCAGAACAAGCGGUAACCUUCAUCAGGCAGCACCUAUACGACCCUUCCACAGGCUGCCUGCUCAGGAGUGCCUAUAGGAACAAAGAGGGAGACAUUGCUCAAAUCCCCAUUCCAAUCCAGGGCUUUGUAGAUGACUACUGCUUCCUGAUCAGAGGCCUGCUGGAUCUUUAUGAAGCUAAUUAUGAUGAGCAGUGGAUUGAAUGGGCAAGUCAGCUCCAAGAGAAGCUGGAUGAGUUGCUAUGGGAUACAGAGAAUGGUGGAUACUUCUCCACCACCGAUAAAGACUCCUCCAUCCUCCUCAGGUUAAAGGAAGACCAAGAUGGUGCAGAGCCCAGUGCCAACUCGGUAGCCUGCAUGAAUCUCCUGAGGCUCUCUCACUACCUGAACAGACCAGACUACCAGGAGAAGGCUUCCAAGCUCUUCUCUGUCUUUGGGGAGAGACUGCAGAAGAUACCCAUAGCAUUGCCAGAGAUGGCCUCAGCACUGCUCUUUCAAGAGAGCACAGCCAAGCAGAUCAUCAUCUGUGGUGACCCGCAAGCAGAGGACACCAGGCAACUCCUGCAGUGUGUCCAUACUCACUACCUACCCAACAAAGUCCUCAUCCUCACCGACGAAGGCCAGACAUCCAGCUUUCUAUCGUCACGCCUAGACAUCCUCAAGACACUCCAGAGGAUAGAUGGGAAGGCUACGGCGUACGUGUGCGAGAACUACCAGUGCCAGCUGCCUGUGAACAGUGUGGAUGACCUCGCAGACUUGCUGAAGAAAUGAACAGCUUGCAUUUAAGUGAUGUCCCACUUUCAUUCGACCCUAGAAAUUUCUCUUCUUCAGGGGCUCAAUUCAAAUUUUGGACAAGAAUUUUGUCCCUAGAAGGAAAUUUUAAGGGCUAUUUGAGGGGCUAUGGGACUUGUGGAAGAAGGACUUUAGGGGGCUAUUCAACUUGCUGAAAGUUUGCGAUAAGUAACUUCUUAUUUCAACUCUUCUUAGUUCUUGCCUGGAAUGGCUCUGUGAUGAAUUGCAACAACAAAAAAAAUCCCUGAAUGAGGAAUAGUUGGGCUCUCUCAGAAGCUAUGAAUGAUGCACAAUGCUUUUGUUCUAUGCAGUACCUGGUGUAAUACUACAUUAUGCAUCCAUCUCAAAUUCGCCUUAAACAGGAUGCCAGUUUUAUUGCUUUCAACUGAUUUCAAGCCCUGACACCACUCUUGUUUCAAGCAUUUUCAGAGUUUUUCAGGUUUACAGUGCACAAAACAUACAUCUGUAUGGCUGCGAAAUAUAUUAGCCCCUUUGCAGGCGAAAUGAUUGAAAUUAACUGGUGUUCAUAGUUGCCACAAAUAAUGUGAACAUAGAUUCUGAUAUAGGAAAAAAAAAACAUCAAUCAAAGUCAUAAUGACUUUGAAGGUUGACAUUUAAUUCAUGACCAUCCUCAGGAACUGAAGUUAAAUGUAUACAUGCACUGCUUAUAUAUAUAUGUAGUUAGGAGGCUUGACAACAUAAAGUAAAUUAAUCAAUUAAGAAUCGAAUUAUCGAAGAUGUCCGUGAUGUAAUGAGUUAAAUUGGUUUAAAAGGUUGACUCAAAUCUUUAAUAUUCAGGUAAAAAGAUUUCUCAUGUAUUUUUUUUUAUAGCUAUUAUACUGUUGCUAAAUUUUUAUGAAAUUACAAUAAUGUGCACAAACAGUUUCACAAUGAAGAUAUGGAAGUCUACACCUCAUCUUUAUUUGCCUUGAUGGGUAGAAAUAAUCUUGAAAUUCAGUUCAUUCUUUAUUUAUUCUUCGUGCAAACAUUAAAAUAUAUACAAAGCAUUUCAAGAUAUAAUACUAUGUACAUCAAAUUAAUUCAUAUAAAUAAAGCAGAUUAAACAGGGCAAUCAUUAAAAGCCUUCCGAGGCUUGACAGGUUGAUGGUCCCAAUAAUUGGCUAUUUAUAACAUUGAUAUUUUGGCAGAAUGCGCUGCAAUCAUACUGGUUUACCUAUCACCAAGUCCACAGUAACAACAGUAAAUUUGUGUGAGGUCAGCUAGGCUUGCUUUAAGUGCAUAUCAGUGCUCUGUCCUUAGAGACCUGGAUGUGAUUUGUGAGCUGUGCAUAGAGAAGAUUGAGUUUGGAACAAAUCUCUUCGCGUCUGAUGUUGUAGUUAGGUAUGCAGAAUCUCAUU